Bombus huntii is the source of this 1320-nucleotide messenger RNA. RefSeq lists its product as uncharacterized. Lineage: Eukaryota; Metazoa; Arthropoda; Insecta; Hymenoptera; Apidae. The record is from RefSeq and is a predicted model, not a curated record. Gene Ontology annotation, molecular function: calcium ion binding. The coding region runs from base 1 to 1320 and encodes 439 amino acids. The transcript has 5 exons.
AUGAAAAUAAUAUGGUACGCGUUCCUACAUUUGUACGUAUUCCCUGUAUGUUGCGCAAUCGAACAACAGACGACGUCGCCAAUUAUAAUAUCAACGACGGGCACUACCGAGAACCUGGGAAAAACGGAAAAAGACGAGGAGCAAGAGGAGGAGCAGAAGGAAAUUGAGGCCGUGCCGAUGACGGAACAGGUUAUGGAUGCCAACAUAAAAAUAACCGACGUGCCGGACGUGGAAGAAACCACCGAACACUGGGACGCAAACUGGGACAAGAACAAGGUUAUACGAGAUGUCGCCUAUUAUAUUCGUGCGCACAAAUUUCAAGACUAUGAUCGUCGUUAUUACAAGCGGCUGGAAGAUUCGCCGAGCAGACUUUACGAGGAAUUUCCGAAACCACCUUUAAGGUCUUUGCAUUGGGAAGUACGCAGACACUGCGAGGCAAGCUUCGUCGAAUGCCUGAAAUAUAUCGAAAGCAUCGUUAAACUGACUGCUCUGAAGCGAGAAGACGACAUUGUCACGAUCAUGAAAGAACAAAAAUGGAAUCUAGCGAACAACGCCAAGCAAAUUCAAGCCGCUCAAAAGGAUUGUCUUGCAGGUCAGAGACGCGACGAUCUAACCAUGCCACCCUUUCAAGGUCCAAUAGAACGGUUUCAGUGGCGCACUACGGUCAGUUACUACAUGUGCUGGUACACGAUGCUCGGCGUUCCAGAAUUGAGCAUUUUCGGAGAGUCGUGCGAUAACCACGCCAACUGUCGGGUCGAAUCCGACUCCGGGAACGAAGACCCGAGAACCGAUGACACGAUACCAUAUGCUUGCGCCCUUUAUAGUUUCUGUCCGGAUCAUUGUUGCCCCAUGAAACAUAUCCGGGAUAUGACGGAUUGCCAUCAGUCGCGGGACAAUCCCUGUUACGCUGGGAACCCACCGGCUCACAGGGAAUGUACAUUGAAUCGACAAGAAAAUCGAGAUUUCCCGAGCUUGGUGGCAAAUCAGAUCAACAUCAGCUGCGAAUGUCCUGAUCCCGGAUACGAAUGGUCCUCCAGAUUCGGUCUUUGCGUCGACGUGAACGAGUGCGCUCGAGGUGAACACGGCUGCUCGACGGAGGACGGAGAAACGUGCGUCAACCUACCCGGCGGUUACGAGUGCGUUUGCAAGUUCGGCUACGUUUACGAUCCAGAUCAGAGAGAGUGUGUUUUCAGCUCCGAUAUCCAACAAAUCUUGCUAGGGUGGAAAGAGGAGUCGAAUGUCACAGAAAAGAAGAGCGUCAUCGACACGAUCGUCAAAGCGAUCGCGAGAUCGUCUGAUUUAGACUACGUAACUUGUUAA